AUGUCUAUGUGGUCCUUCUUUCACAAUUUAUUUUUAGCGUUGUUAUUUUAUCCAACGAGCUCAUUGGCCGAUAGAAGUUCAUGUCUACCAACUGGUCCAAGUACUCAAGGUUUUAGUGCAAGAUUUUUCCCAUAUCGUAUUGGAUCAACUCAGGCAACAAAUAACAACCUGUGGGUUCAAGGACUGUACAUGACUAAUAAUCCUAUCGGGACAUCCAACAACAUUAUUGAUCCAAAUUAUAGUGUCAGGCCUUGUAUUCUAGGGCCAACCACAUUUACUUGUCCUCUAUCUGCUAGUUUAAAUUGGGCUGACUCAACCCAUCUACGUUGUAACUAUCAGACUUGUAAAAAUGCGGAUAGCGACGCUGUCGGUAAUAUAAACAUGUAUGGGUUUAUGACUACCGCAACAAACAUCACUGUUGAACUUUCAGGUUAUCUUUAUACUACUCAGACUGGUAAUUAUUCAUUUUCUUUAAACAACGUUGAUGAUGCAGCUUCCAUCACUGUCGGUGCUGGGGUUGCAUUUGAUUGCUGCGCCCAAUCGGAUCAACACCCUUCAUUAAUGUUUUACAGUGAUGUUGUUAGCAUCAAACCAAGUGUAGGGGCUGCAAUGACUGUGUCGUCUAAAAUUUACUUAUACGCCGGGAACUAUUAUCCAGUCAAAAUUGUCUAUACAAAUUCUAAAUCUGUGGCAAGUUUAGGCACAACAUUAACCUUACCAGAUGGAACAGUAAUUUCGAACUGGGGUUCCCAAGUUUAUUCCUAUAUGGAUAGUACUAAUGAAAAUAAUAUCGAAUGUAUUGCCGGAACAGAUAUAUCGACAAACAGCCGAACUAGCGUUUAUCCAUCCUCUUCCACUAUGUCUAGCCUGUAUAUACUAUCUAGUUCUACCAGAGUAACUUCUGCUCCCCUAAGUUCAUCUAAGAGUUACUCAAGUAGUUCAAGUUUUAGUGCGACUACCACUUAUAAUGCCUUGGGUUCAUCCAAAAGUUCGAGCUCUAGUGCGACUACCACUUAUAAUGCCUUGGGUUCAUCC
Maudiozyma saulgeensis is the source of this 1035-nucleotide messenger RNA. The record is from the annotation of a GenBank genome assembly. Lineage: Eukaryota; Fungi; Ascomycota; Saccharomycetes; Saccharomycetales; Saccharomycetaceae.